Messenger RNA from Saxophila tyrrhenica, 765 nucleotides. RefSeq lists its product as uncharacterized. The transcript is spliced from 2 exons. NCBI's taxonomy places the organism in Eukaryota, Fungi, Ascomycota, Dothideomycetes, Mycosphaerellales, Extremaceae. The coding region runs from base 1 to 765 and encodes 254 amino acids. The record is from RefSeq and is a predicted model, not a curated record.
AUGGUGCCAGUGCCUACCCGCGACUCCAAAGUGCCCGAGGCUCACGGAUUCGACGCCAGCCUGGGACUCACGACGAUCAACGUCGGCAUGCCAUCCGUCCGAUUCUACGGCCACCAACCCUUACUUCAGUCUUCGGAGUUCUUCAGGAUCCGAAGUAAGUCUCAAUGGCAGACCGGUCAAGCCGUCGAUCUCCCGGACGUCGGUGCGCACACCUUCAACACCUACGGCAACUGGCUCUAUUCGCGAAAUCUUCCAACCAUCGUCGACGUGCCCGGGGACCUUCCACCAGCUUGUGGGUUCGAAUGGAACGUGCUGGCGUCCGCCUACAUUCUCGGCGAGAUGUUACUUGACGCAGCCUUCCGAGACACAGUCAUCGACAGCCUCCAGCGAAAGCAAUGCCGAUGUGGCAAGAAGGAGCUGUGUCUCGGCACCCACAUGGCAGCCGAGAAGCUCUUCGCCGGCACAGCAGAGAGCUCCAUGGCCAGGAAGUGGGCCAUCGAUGUCGCGGCGCGCAGCAUGGCGAUGGGUGACGUCGAGGCCAGCCUUCUCUCAAAGAACCUCAUUGAUGCAGCUCAGGCGUGGCUGAAUGCGCCGCAGCGCCAUCGUGAGGAUGUGUGCUUCGAAUACCACUGCCAUGGAGAGGUGGAGGAGUGCUACAUGGAUAACGAGCGGUGCUACCUGCCCGAUGAACUCCAUUUGAUGAUGAAGCGGCCCGAGUUGUUCGAGGAUCGUGAGAAGGUGAGAUCGUGGAUCAGGCGUAGAUAG